This is a messenger RNA of Sinocyclocheilus rhinocerous, 3685 nucleotides long. It is a transcript of the gene zfyve1, whose product is annotated as zinc finger, FYVE domain containing 1. The transcript has 11 exons. The coding region runs from base 942 to 3275 and encodes 777 amino acids. Gene Ontology annotation, biological process: lipid droplet formation. The record is from RefSeq and is a predicted model, not a curated record. Gene Ontology annotation, cellular component: lipid droplet. Gene Ontology annotation, molecular function: 1-phosphatidylinositol binding; phosphatidylinositol-3-phosphate binding; phosphatidylinositol-3,4-bisphosphate binding. Lineage: Eukaryota; Metazoa; Chordata; Actinopteri; Cypriniformes; Cyprinidae.
CUUUGCGGCUGGUAACCUUCGACUUCCGCUCCAGUGAAAACAAGCCGAUCAGCUGAUCUGACCUGGCAACAACAUUCACCCGAAUCUACCGGGGAGGGGAAUCAUUUUACAAGCUGGUGGGGAAAAACAGUUAUCUUGACAUCAACCGGCUUAUUAAUUUGUGUGUUUAUCAAAGGGUCGUUGUCGUGUGCGAGGUUUCAGGGAAUUCAGCAGCUUGUUUGAUGAAAAUUGCGGUGUGAUUCUGGCUCGAAAUAAGCUUGUUUUGUUCGGUCAAAGCUGGGUUGAUCAAUGUGUUGUUGGGUGAACAUACUUUAAGGACAGUCUGUACGAUACUAAACAAUUAUUAAUUCCGCUGCAUUAGUCAGAUUUCUAACCCCCUAGUAUUUUUAGUCUUUGAAAUUGAAGGUGUUUUACAGACACGUACGCUAAGCUUAGCUAGCCCGAGUAACAAAGCCCAGGACGGUAACAACACCCGAAUGUAGCUGUUCUUAGUGUUUACAUCUGCCAAUAAAUAUAUGUCGAUUUUUGUUGCUUGUAGUUCGUAAGUUUAGACACUUUAGACUGCAUGAUCACUUUAAAAUCAACCAGAAAGCUAGACAAGUCUGACCUAGUGCCAGUGCUAUACGGAUGUCAACUGAUCUAAUUAUAGUUCAUAUUGAAUAUUUGAUUUUAAGCCAGUGUCAUAAUUUGACACACCACAUUUCGAAUUCCAAUGAAAUUCAAGGCAAGCGAGUAAGAUAUUUUGUUUAAGACCUCAAAUGCAUCAUAUUUGAGGCAUUAUAUCUCAUCUCUCUUGUUGAUUGUACAUUUAGGUUGGUCUCUGCUGUAGUUGGUGCAACUUUGAGGAAUAUCUAGUUAGUAUAUUUACUGAGGGAUUUUAGUACUUCAAAUUCGGUCGCUUCCGUUCGGUUCGCUACCUCGCGGUUAUAUUUAGACGUAUAAUGAGCUGUCAGGGCUCGUCGGUGGAGAAGGGGGUGAACGGCGUCCUGGUUUGUCAGGAGAGUUAUGCCUGCGGUGGCUCCGACGAGGCCGCCUUCGAGUGCGACGAAUGCGGCAGCCUGCAGUGCGUCCGCUGCGAGCUGGAGCUCCACCGUCAGGAGCGCAUGAGGAACCACGACAGGAUCCUAAUCUCACCUGGACACGUACCCUACUGCGAUUCAUGUAAAGGGGACGGGGGCGUUCCGAACGGGGGUCGCCUGAGAGCAGUGGUCCGCUGUCAGGGAUGUAAAAUCAACCUGUGUUUGGACUGUCAGAAGCGGACUCACAGCGGGGUCAGUAAAAGAAAGCACCCUCUCACCGUCUACCCUCCUUCGAAACCCGCGGAGAAGAACUGCAGCACUGGAGAUGAACAGCUGGAUGCGUUGAAAGCUAAACUGGAGCAAGUCGCCAGCUUUCUUCUAGUGGAUGAAAAGGAAGAUAUGCAAGUGAAGGAUGAGGAGUUCGUGAGGAAAUUAGCCUGCAGGCCCGAGGAGCUCUUGAAGGUGGUGUCCAUUUUCGGCAACACUGGAGAAGGCAAAUCCCACACCCUCAAUCACACUUUCUUUUUGGGUCGUGAAGUUUUCAAGACAUCUCCAACCCAGGAAUCCUGCACUGUUGGGGUGUGGGCAGCACUGGACCCUGUCCAUAGGGUGGUGGUUGUUGACACAGAGGGUCUCCUGGGGGCAGGAACUAACCAAGGACAGCGAACCCGCCUCCUUCUGAAGGUGCUUGCGGUCUCUGAUCUGGUCAUCUAUCGGACACAUGCUGACCGGCUACAUGAUGAUCUUUUCAAGUUUCUUGGAGAUGCAUCAGAUGCGUAUCUAAAACAUUUCACGAAGGAGCUGAAAGCCACAACUGCACGCUGUGGUUUGGAUGUGCCCCUUUCGACUUUGGGUCCUGCUGUUAUAAUCUUCCAUGAGACAGUCCACACCAAGUUAUUAGGCUCAGACAAGCCAUCAGAAUCGGCCGAGCGGCUUCUUCAGGAACGUUUCAGAAAGCUUGGCCUCUUUCCGGAAGCAUUCAGCUCUAUUCAGUACCGGGGAACUCGAACCCACAACCCCCCGACUGACUUCAGCGGUCUGCUGCGCAGCGUGGAGCAGCAGUUAGACAACAACACUACACGAUCUCCACGGUCUGCCAGUGUCAUCUAUAAAGCCUUGCAGGCUUUGAGUGAGUGCUUCAGUGGAGAGAUUCCUGAUGAGAAUCUGGCAAGCAACUCUUUUUUUCCAGAUGAAUACUUUACCUGCUCCAGCAUCUGCCUCAGCUGUGGCUCAGGCUGUAAAAACAGCAUGAAUCACCUACGAGAGGGUGUGGCGCAUGAGGCCAAACACCGCUGUCGCUAUUCAGUCCACUAUGAUAAUCGCAUCUAUACCUGCAAGGCUUGUUAUGAGAGUGGCAAAGAGGUGAUUGUGGUUCCAAAGACGACGGCAUCCUCUGACUCACCAUGGUUUGGCUUGGCCAUAUACGCCUGGUCCGGAUAUGUGAUCGAGUGUCCAAACUGUUCGGUUAUCUAUAGAAGUAGGCAGUACUGGUAUGGGAACCAGGACCCUGUUGAUACAGUGGUUCGGACUGAGAUCCAGCAUGUCUGGCCAGGGUCCGAUGGAUUCCUGAAGGACAACAACAACGCUGCGCAGAGGCUGCUGGAUGGUGUGAACUAUAUGGCUCAGUCUGUUUCAGAGCUAAGCGUCAAGCCUGCCAAAGCCGUCACUGCCUGGUUAACAGACCAGAUUGCCCCUGCUUACUGGAAGCCCAAUUCUCUCAUCAUUAGAUGUAAAAACUGUGGAGUGGAAUUCCAAGAUAAUGAUACGAAGCACCACUGUCGGGCUUGUGGAGAUGGUUUCUGUAAUGGUUGCUCCUCUAAGACACGGCCAGUCCCUGAGAGAGGUUGGGGCCUGGCGCCUGUGCGAGUCUGUGAUGCCUGCUUUCAAAACAGAGGAAUCCCAGAAGAACUACUGGAUGCAGCGCUGGAAGAGGAGCAAGGUGGGACUCUGAUCGCCAGGAAGGUGGGAGAAGCUGUUCAGAGCACAUUAGGAGCGGUAGUCACUGCUAUAGACAUCCCUCUUGGUCUGGUAAAAGAUGCCGCCCGUCCAGCAUAUUGGGUCCCUGACCAAGACAUCCGUUGCUGCCACCAGUGCCAGCGUGAGUUUAAUGUCCGUCUCUCUAUUCAUCACUGCCGUGCAUGUGGACAAGGAGUAUGUAACGACUGCUCCCCUGAUCGCCGGGCCGUGCCCUCCAGAGGUUGGGACCAUCCUGUGCGGGUGUGCAUCACCUGCAACCAGAAAUCUGGAGAGCUCUAGCAGAACCGAACAUCACUCCGCAUUAUAAGACACCCCCGUAUGUGGCCACAGCGCUUCAGGACGUGUUGGAAGGGAAAAAAGCACUGCUCUCAAACCAAUGAAUGAUUGUUUGAGAGGAACAUCUCUGCUUUUUGUCCCAACACGUCAUUCACGUCAUGCUCCUCAGCUCUACAUAAGCUGUUCACAGUUUAAUAUAUGUAAUGGCCUACAUAUUUUCUUCUUUUAAAGGUUAAAUCCAGCAAGAAAAUAAAUCUGUCAAACCCUCGACAAACCUUUGUCUACCAUGCAAUACGUUACCUUUGGGCAGGCCCAGAUGGAACGUUGGAAUGAGCAUUUUUGGGAAAAUCAGCAGAAUGGGUUUAAACAUGGUUGAAAAAAAAGUGUUAAACAUGAUCAAAGAUGCAAAAUAU